CCUGGAAAGUGGCCCUCGGGCACCGAGCAGCGACUCACCGAGGCCGCCACGCCCCUCCUGCACAGCCGCACCGCGACGAACACCAGUACCGAGAAGAGGAAGAGCGACGACACCGACGCCAAGGCGACCACCAGAUAGACGAGUGAACUAAGAAGAAGAACUAUCCUAAGUCUUCUGAAUUAAAACUGAGACUCAAUCUACAUUGAACUUCCUCAGAAAGGAAUCAUGAACACUGAAGCAUAUUUUGAAAGAAUUGGUUAUAAGCACUAUAGGAACAAGUUGGACUUGGAAACAUUAACUGACAUUCUUCAGCACCAGAUCCGAGCCAUUCCCUUUGAGAACCUUAACAUCCAUUGUGGGGAAGCCAUGGAAUUGGGCUUAGAGGCCACUUUUGAUCAAAUUGUGAGGAGGAACCGAGGUGGGUGGUGUCUCCAAGUCAAUCAUCUUCUGUACUGGGCUCUGACCACAAUUGGUUUUGAGACCACUAUAUUGGGAGGGUAUGUAUACAACACUCCAGCAAACAAAUAUAGCAAUGCCAUGAUUCACCUCCUACUGAAGGUGACCAUUGAUGGCAGGAACUACAUAGCUGAUGCUGGAUUUGGACGCUCUUACCAGAUGUGGCAGCCUCUAGAGUUAAUUUCUGGGAAGGAUCAGCCCCAGGUGCCUUGCACCUUCUGCUUGACAGAAGAGAGAGGAAUCUGGUACCUAGACCAAAUCAGAAGAGAGCAGUAUAUCCCAAACCAAGAAUUUCUUAAUUCUGAGCUCCUGGAAAAGAAUAAAUAUCGGAAAAUCUACUCUUUUACUCUUGAACCUCGAACAAUUGAAGACUUUGAGUCUGUGAAUAUAUACCUUCAGGAAUCUCCAGCAUCUGUCUUUACAAGCAAAUCAUUUUGUUCCUUGCAGACCCCAGAAGGUGUUCACUGUUUAGUGGGCUUCACCCUCACCUACAGGAGAUUCAAUUAUAAGGACAAUACAGAUUUGGUAGAGUUUAACACACUGAAUGAAGAAGAAGUAAAAGAAAAUCUAAAAAAUAUAUUUAAUAUUUCCUUGGAGAAAAAGCUUGUCCCCAAACAUGGUGAUAAAUUUUUUACCAUAUAGAGUAAGCAAUAAAAAUGGUCUCAGUAUUACUUCUGGUGCUGUAACUUUUUAUUAUAAAAAAGUUUAAACGUCUAUAAAAGUAGAGAGAAUGAAAUAAUAAACCUGCAUUUGUUUAUCACUCAGUUUAUCAGCUAUAAACUAGAGGCCUAUCGUAUUUUCUCAAUGCUCCCAAAUUAUACUGAAGAAAAUGCUAGAUAUCAAAUCAUUUCACCUUUAAAAAUGUCAGCAUAUAUAAUUAGAUAACAUUUAAAAAAACAUAACCAUAUAUUUUUUCAAAAAUAAUAAUAGCAAAGAUGUUUUAAUGAUGGCCUAUGGUUUUCUUGAGGAAAAAGUGAUUUAUGCUAGAAAACUUUCCACAUUGGUUAAUGUUGAAUUCAUACAACAUGUUUACCUAUAAUUCAGUAACUAGAACCUUGAGGGAAACUUUUUUAUUAAAUUCUACCAGUGUAUAUCCAAUGUCAUAUUUGUGCAGAAAUACCACAUGUAUAAUGGGAUUAUAAUUCAACCAAAAGAAAGAGACAUGACAUUCCUUCCAAAGAACCUAAUAUUUCUCAAGACAAAGUGUAAACCAAUACUUGUUAGCAUGUGAUCAAGUACCAAGAGAGGGACACAACUAAUAAUUUCUUACAUGGCUCUUUUUGCAACCACAGUUCUUCAAGUACCAUUUUUCUUAAUAUGGGAACACUACUAUUUAUAAUUUUCAAAUUUUGGAACUCAGUAUUUUUGCUUAAAAGUAAUAAGUACUGCAAAUUUAAAAAUACUUAUUAUCUAAAAACUUCAUAUUGGAAAAGUAUGUUAAAACAUGUUGGCCAAUACAAUAUCAGUCAUAAAAUUUUUGUUCGGCAUAGUUAGGUUAUUAUGGGGUUUCUUUUUUUUUUUUUUCCCUGCAGUAGAGUCUUCCUUGAAUCCUCGUUCUUGUCUCCCAGUUCUAUUCUUUUACUUCCUUUUACACUUUGUUGUAAGAGAAAGAGUAUGUGCUUCAAAGUAUACAGUUCUGAGUUCAAAUCCUGUGGACACCAGGUGAAUUAAUUGAUGAAUCUGUGGCUCCCAUUCCUCAGGUAUAAAAUGGGGACAAUACCUAUAUGAAUAAGUGCCUAACCGAAAGUACCAUCUUCCUUCCCUCUCAUUGGCCUUGUUCAGCUCUGCUGCUAUCUUGCAGCAUGGUUAGGUCAUGUAUGGUACUGUUGGACAGAAAGAAUUUUCUCACAUUCUGAAAAGACAAUGCCAAGGGAGGAGAUGUAAGCAAGAGAUACAUUCCAGAUCAAAAUGUGGCUCAAGAGAGGACCUUCAAAAUGGCGGAGGACUCAAAUAUUAAGGUCACCUCCCCACAAAUACAUCAAAAAUAUAUCUAUAUAUGGAACAACUCCUACAGAACACCUACUGAACACUGACAGAAGAUCUCAGACUUCCCAAAAGGCAAGGAAAUCCCCACGUACCUGGCCGUGUGGCUGACAGGGACUUGGUGCUCCAGCAGGAUGUCAGGCCUGAACCUCUGAGGUGGGAGAGCCAAGUUCAGGACGUGGGACCAGCAGAGACAUCCUGACCAUACGUAAUAUCAAUCACCGAGAGUUCCCCAAAGAUCUCCAUCUCAACACUAAGAAACAACUCCACUCAAUGACCAGCAAGCUGCAGUGCUGGACACCCCAUGACAAACAACCAGCAAGGAACACAAACACAUCCAUUAGCAGAGAGACUGCCUAAAAUCAUAAGAAGUUCACAGACACCCCAAAACACACCACCAGACAUAGUCCUGCCCACCAGACAGACAAGAUGCAGCCUCAUCCACCAAAACACAGGCACCAGUCCCCUCCAAUGGGAAGCCUACACAACCCACUGAACCAACCUUACCCACUGGGGACAGACAGAAAAACAACAGGAACUACAAACCUGCAGUCUGCGCAAAGGAAUACACAAUAAGUUAAGCAAAAUGAGAAGAGAAAUACGCAGCAGAUGAAAGAGCAAGGUAAAAACCCACCAGACCAAACAAAUGGAGAAGAAAUAGGAAAUCUACCUGAAAAAGAAUUCAGAGUAAUGAUAGUAAAGAUGAUCCAAAAUCUUGGAAAUAGAAUGCAGAAAACACAAGAAACGUUUAACAAGGACCUAGAAGAACUAAAGAGCAAACAAACAAUGAUGAACAACACAAUAAAUGAAAUGAAAAAUCCUCUAGAAGGAAUCAAUAGCAGGAUAAAUGAAGCAGAAGAACAGAUAAGUGACUUGGAAGAUAAAAUAGUGGAAAUAACUACCACAGAGCAGAAUAAAGUAAAACGAAUGAAAAAAAUUGAGGACAGUAUCAGAGACCUCAGGGACAACAUUAAAUGCCACAACAUUCAUAUUAUAGGGGUCCCAGAAGAAGAAGAGAAACAGAAAGGGACUAAGAAAAUUUUUGAAGAGAUUAUAGUUGAAAACUUCCCUAAUAUGGGAAAGGAAAUAGUUAAUGAAGUCCAGGAAGCACAGAGAGUCCCUUACAGGAUAAAUCCAAGGAGAAACAUGCCAAGACACAUAUUAAUCAAAUUAUCUAAAAUUAAAUAAAAAGGAACAUAUUAAAAGUAACAAGGGAAAAACAAUAAAUAACACACAAGCGAAUGCCCAUAAGGUUAACAGCUGAUCUUUCAGCAGAAACUGAGCAAGCCAGAAGAGAGUGGCAGGACAUAUUUAAAGUGAUGAAGGAGAAAAACCACAACCAAGGUUACUCUAACUGCAAGGAUCUCAUUCAGAUUUGAUGGAGAAAUUAAAACCUUUAUAGACAAGCAAAAGCUGAGAGAGUUCAGCACCAUAAAACCAGCUUUACAACAAAUGCUAAAGGAACUUCUCUAGGCAAGAAACACAAGAGAAGGAAAAGACCUACAAUAACAAACCCAAAACAAUUAAGAAAAUGGGAAUAGGAACAUACAUAUUGAUAAUUACCUUAAAUGUAAAUGGACUAAAUGCUCCCACCAAAAGACACAGACUGGCUGAAUGGAUACAAAAACAAGACGUGUAUAUAUGCUGUCUACAAGAGACCCACUUCAGACCUAGGGACACAUACAGACUGAAAGUGAGGGGAUGGAAAAAGAUAUUCCAUGAAAAUGGAAAUCAAAAGAAAGAUGGUGUAGCAAUUCUCAUAUCAGACAAAAUAAACUUUAAAAUAAAGACUAUAACAAGAGACAAUGAAGGACACUAUAUAAUGAUCAAGGGAUCAAUCCAAGAAAAAUAUAUAACAAUUGUAUAUAUUUAUGCACCCAACGUAGGAGCACCUCAAUGCAUAAGGCAAAUGCUAAGAGCCAUAAAAGGGAAAUCGACAGUAGCAAAAUAAUAGUAGGGGACUUUAACACCCCACUGUCACCAAUGGACAGAUCAAUGAAAAUAAAAUUAAAUAAGGAAACACAAGCUUUAAAUGACACAUUAUACGAGAUGGACUUAAUUGGUAUUUAUAGGGCAUUCCGUCAAGAAACAACGGAAUACAUUUUAUUCUGAUGUGCUUAUGGAACAUUCUCCAGGGUAGAUCAUAACUUGGGUCACAAAUCAAGCCUUGGUAAAUUUAAGAAAAUUGAAAUCGUAUCAAAUAUCUUUUAUGACCACAAUGCUAUGAGACUAGAUAUCAAUUACAGAAAAAAAAACUGUAAAAAAUAUAAACACAUGGAGGUUAAAUAAUAAGCUACUAAAUAACUAAGAGAUUACUGAAGAAAUCAAAUAGGAAAUCAGAAAAUACCUAGAAACAAAUGGCACUGAAAACACGACAAGCCAAAAUCAAUGGGAUGCAGCAAAAGCAGUUCUAAGAGGGAAGUUUAUACCAAUACAAUCCUACCUCCAGGAGCAAGAAAAAUCUCAAAUAAACAGCCUAAACUUACACCUAAAGCAACUAGAGAAAUAAGAAAAAUAAAACCCAAAGUUAGCAGAAGGAAAGAAAUCAUAAAGAUCAGAUCAGAAAUAAAUGAAAAAGAAA
Orcinus orca (killer whale) is the source of this 5020-nucleotide messenger RNA. RefSeq names its product arylamine N-acetyltransferase 1. Bases 226 to 1098 code for a protein of 290 amino acids. NCBI's taxonomy places the organism in Eukaryota, Metazoa, Chordata, Mammalia, Artiodactyla, Delphinidae. The record is from RefSeq and is a predicted model, not a curated record. Gene Ontology annotation, molecular function: acetyltransferase activity. The transcript has 3 exons.